Messenger RNA from Amoebophrya sp. A25, 1755 nucleotides. The record is from the annotation of a GenBank genome assembly. NCBI's taxonomy places the organism in Eukaryota, Dinophyceae, Syndiniales, Amoebophryaceae.
AUGAAGUCAUUAGUUGCUGCUGGAGCGUUGGUUGUGGCCACUAGUGGUCUGCGGAUGCGAUCUAGGCAAGACUUCGGCUUCGGAGAUGGCGACUCCUUUCCAGGUGUCUGCAAAGUCAACACCAUUCCCGAUGCGCAGAAGGCCUACUUGAACCAAAUGCAUACCGCGUUCCAGCAUGAAGGUAGCUAGAAACAAAUACUUCUAAAUGAUCAUGGAACUACUACAACAAUCGCAACUACUCGAAGUGAAGUAGGGAGCUAAAACAGCAUCAAGUUGUAUUAAAUGUGGAUGAGCGAAUACAUGAAGUUAGUGCAGGACCAGGACGAUUAUAUUGUCGGAGAUCAGGGCAAAACCAUGGAAAAAAUGAAUUCUUGACAACAAACUUCGCCAAUUUUUUUUCACCUGUAGGUGUCCGCAAUCAGCUAUCCACCGUCUUCAAAGAGCCUCUGGAGUGCUGGUACGGAUACAUGCGCUCCAGUGGAUGCGGCGAUAUUGCACCGCUGAACACGGGAACCAAGGCGCGACGCGCCUUCCAAGAGCAGUGCAAGGAUCCCGCAGUGGCGUUUAACAAAAUGUUCACGUCGAUGCCAAAGAAGCUCCAAAUGUACCUUAUCAAGAACUUCCUGAACCAGAAGUUAAGGACUAACAGGAAUAAGAUCAGGUUUGCCAACAAGUAGCUGUUGUAACACUUUUUAUGACUCAUCUGUAGGGAGUUCUUCGUUCUAAAAAAUGAAUUAGGAAUUCUAUCUAUCUCUGGUCUGUCUUUUUUCUAGUUAGGUCGGCUCCGCCACAAUUAGGGAGUAGGAGUCUCUUUCUCUAAGAAACGACGCAGAGGGAGAGCCAGUGCCGGGAAGCUACAACGAAGUGAUGGCACUGCUGUACAAAAUGGGCGGAAAGGAAGUGCUGUGUACUUACACUUAACACUAAUAUUGAAGUUCUUUUGAAAUACAACUCCCACGAAUUAUUUUGAUUCUCUAUCAGUUUAGUGUCUUGACUUUUGGUUUUCUAAACAAAUCUAAAAAAUCUAAAGUAGAUCCUUUUUAGAUUAAAGAAGGACCCAUUUUUUCACGAUAUUACAUCUAACGUACAGGUCAAACGGUGGAGCUGAUUGAUGACGGAUGCCAGGACGUCGGAGGCUUCAAGGAAUAUUAGACGAUUAAUUUAUCCAGAUUUCAGAGUGGGUUGCUGUGUGGAGAAGGCUUGUACUGCAUACCUGUAGCAGCUUGGAAUGAAGGCCUUGGAAAUGAAACGAAAUUCGACGUUGUAUGUUUGAUUUUUGUAGUGAAAGAUUACUUGUCAGUGGUGUAGUCUUCUAUCCUAGUCAUUCUCUGUCCACAAGUUUCAGUUUCAGACGCAUUCUAAUUCGUUUUUGUAAGUAAGUCUAGUUCAGUUUCUAUUUCUAAAGUUUUUAGUUUUUUUCCGUUCUUAUACACCACGCUCGGAGUAAGAUGUUGUUUGUAAGUCGAGGUUUGGGAUUUAGGAUUUUUAGAUUAUUUAGAAAAGAUGACAUGAAUGCUAGGAGAUCGAAGACUGACGUUGUUUUGGCAGGAAUGUGCUCGUAGAAUCGAAAUGAAUAGUGCCAUAGCAUCGAAAUGAAUAGUGCCACGGCUGUUCGGCUGCACAGGAAGGUGCUUGCCUUUCGCAAAAUGUACAGAUACGGAGGUGGGUCGGAUGACCGUUUUUUCAGAGAUUCUUAAAGUAACCGCAAGUGUUCCCAAUAAAUGGUUUGCAAUAUCGGGCUGGAAGAUGUUAGUU